Pteronotus mesoamericanus is the source of this 1451-nucleotide messenger RNA. RefSeq names its product myelin protein zero (gene MPZ). The transcript has 6 exons. The coding region runs from base 49 to 747 and encodes 232 amino acids. The record is from RefSeq and is a predicted model, not a curated record. Gene Ontology annotation, cellular component: plasma membrane. Lineage: Eukaryota; Metazoa; Chordata; Mammalia; Chiroptera; Mormoopidae. Gene Ontology annotation, biological process: myelination.
CAGUUCCUGGUCCCCCACUCUCUCAGCCCCACAGACCCUGCCCCAGCUAUGGGUCCUGGGGCUGCCCCGCCGAGCCCCAGCCCUGUCCUGGCUGUGCUGCUCUUCUCCUCUUUGGUGCUGGCCCCGGCCCAGGCCAUCGUGGUUUACACGGACAGGGAAGUCCAUGGCGCUGUGGGCUCCCGAGUGACCCUGCACUGCUCCUUCUGGUCCAGCGAGUGGGUCUCUGACGACAUCUCCUUCACCUGGCGCUACCAGCCCGAAGGCGGCCGCGAUGCCAUCUCGAUCUUCCACUACGCCAAGGGACAGCCCUACAUCGACGAGGUGGGGACCUUCAAAGAGCGCAUCCAGUGGGUAGGGGACCCUCGCUGGAAAGACGGCUCCAUUGUCAUACACAACCUGGACUACAGUGACAACGGCACUUUCACCUGUGACGUCAAAAACCCACCGGACAUCGUGGGCAAGACCUCUCAGGUCACGCUCUAUGUCUUUGAAAAAGUGCCAACUCGCUACGGGGUGGUGCUGGGCGCUGUCAUCGGGGCCGUCCUGGGCGGCGUGCUGCUGCUGCUGCUGCUCUUCUACCUGGUGCGCUACUGCUGGCUGCGCAGGCAGGCGGCCCUGCAGAGGAGGCUCAGUGCCAUGGAGAAGGGGAAGCUGCACAAGGCUGGGAAGGACUCCAAGCGCGGCCGGCAGGCACGUCAUUUUCUCCCCUACCUUCACCCCCUGGCCUUCUGGGAGCCCAGGGCCUGAUCCUACCCUGCACCGCCCCCAAGGACUGUGUGUUUGGUGCCUGUCCCUCCGGCACUGAGAAGAAAGGGACCUUGCUACCCUGCGCCUCGACUCCAGGCCACCUGCACCCCCACCCCCUGUGCCCCCCGGCCUGCCCCUCUGCCUCUCCCCUCCCUGACCCUCCCGGUCCGGCGCCACACUGUGUCCUCCCGGCUAACACCUGGAUCAUCUGGAUCGGACUGUCCUUCAGGGUUUAUUUAGGUGGUUGUUGUUAUUUUUCAAUCCAUGUUUGUUUGUGCACCUGUGUCCUGCUCUGCGCCUCCCCCAUGACUGAGUACCAAUGACGUCAUGUGGAUGUUGCAGUCCCCACCCCCGUAAAAUCCUUCACGGAGAGCCAGCAGGGGGCCCCUCACCCGCAAACCUCAGCUGCAGGACUGGGGCCCCAACCCCCCGGGGGCCCUGUUCUGGGACUCCAGGUCACGGGGAAGGGGAGGGACAGUGGGUCCUCACAGGUCAGGGGGUGAGGAGAGGGGGCCGGUGAGCCUCAAGAAAUGGCUUGUAAACAACCAAACAGAACGGAGGAAAAACACAUAGGAAAUAGGGAGAAAGGGAAGAGGCUGCACUCCCAGCCACAGGGGAUUCUUGGGAUUUUUCUACAUUCUGUAUAUUUCUUCUCAAACCCCCCAAUGCCCUAAUAUGUUUAAUAAACACUGACAUUUCCAGAA